Molecule: messenger RNA, 750 nt
Organism: Ricinus communis (castor bean)
Lineage: Eukaryota; Viridiplantae; Streptophyta; Magnoliopsida; Malpighiales; Euphorbiaceae
Exons: 2
Coding region: 13-750 (245 amino acids)
Source: RefSeq, a predicted model, not a curated record
CUAAGUGUUCAAAUGAAGGAAGAUGAUACCUUGGAGCAGCAAAGAGACAACAUUUUCCACACAAGAUGCCAUGUACAAGGUAAGACUUGUCUUGUUAUUAUUGAUGGUGGUAGUUGUACAAAUGUUGCUAGCACUUUAAUGGUUGAAAAAUUGGGCUUAAAUCUAAUUCCACAUCCUAGACCUUAUAAAUUGUUAUGGUUAAAUAAUUGUGGUGAGAUCAAAGUGAAUAAGCAAGUUGUUGUACCUUUCACAAUUGGUAGAUAUUCAGAUGAGGCGCUAUGUGAUGUAGUGCCAAUGCAUGCUGGCCAUAUCUUGUUAGGUAGGCCAUGGGAAUUUGAUACGAGGGCCUUCCAUGAUGGCUUUCUAAAUAGGUACUCAUUUGUGAAGGAUGGGAGAAAAGUUACUUUGACACCUCUUUCUCCUAAGGAAGUGUAUGAUGACCAAUGUAAGUUGGAAAGAGAGAGGCGUGAGGCUGAAAAUAACAAAAAGGAGCAUGAAAACCCAAAGGGUGAGAUUCAACCUAAAGAGAAAACAAAGGCAAAGGGUAGUUUUUUGGCUAGGGAAAGUGAAGUUAGGCAUGCAUUUCAUUCAAGUCAGAUGUUAUUUGUUGUUACUUAUAAAGAUGUAUAUUUGAACACUACUGAACUUGAUCUUUCCUUGCCGAGUGUGUUUGCUAAUCUUUUGCAGGAAUUUGCUGAUGUCUUUCCAGGAAAUGCCAAUUAUGCCGUUUGGGCUUACAAAUGCACCUAG